Centropristis striata (black sea bass) is the source of this 5380-nucleotide messenger RNA. RefSeq names its product NACHT, LRR and PYD domains-containing protein 5-like. The record is from RefSeq and is a predicted model, not a curated record. The coding region runs from base 463 to 4665 and encodes 1400 amino acids. The transcript has 14 exons. Lineage: Eukaryota; Metazoa; Chordata; Actinopteri; Perciformes; Serranidae. Gene Ontology annotation, molecular function: protein binding.
UUGUUGUUUAACGUUUGGGCAUUUUAAUGGUCAUUCAUUCAUUGUGAUAUCCUACGCGAUGGUAGCGUUAGCAUUAGAGUUGUUGUAAUUUAUAUAGCUGUGUGUGUGUGAUAUCCUACGCGACAGCAAAGACUGUUUACUGCUAUAUCUUUGGCAAUGGUAGCGUUAGCAUUUUAGCCUAAGCGGAAGCAGGAAGUAACGGUCGCUAUGGGACCUCAACUCGGAAAAAGUCUCCAUGUAAGUGAACGGGAGUCAAAGUUUUAUUUCGUGAUCCAAUUGAAUUGUGCCAUGAGAAAAAAAUAUGACUUGAUGUUAUGCUUUCCUUUCAGGAGUGACAGAGAUGACAUUCUCUUCACUUGAAGCAGAGACGUUCUGAUUGAAGUCAUCAUUGUUCCUGUUGAAUUCUUCAUCUUGUGUUGGCUUUCUACUGCUUCUACUGUUGGACUGGUUUUGACGUCACUGAUGUGGACUGUGACUCUGAGUAUGAGGCGUCCUCGGAUCAGACCAUCCAGGUUUCUGUCCUCCACUGAAGCUGAGAACGAGUCGACCAGGAUGCAGAGCGCAGACUGUCCUGGACUUGGACCUGGACCUGGACCUGGACCUGGACCUGGACCUGGAUCCAGCUGUGUGUCCAUGAAGAGUGAGCACUCUAUGGGCAGUCCUGAUAACUUUAAACAUGGACAACCUGCUGAUGGGGGGCAGCAGGGAGCAGAUUGUCCUGGACCUGGACCCAGCUCUGAGUCCAUGAAUAGGACCCAGUCCAGGAAUCCUGGUUUCAGGAGACAUUCCCGUCAGACGGAGAUGCAGAGCGCAGACUGUCCUGGACCUGGACCUGGAUCCAGCUGUGUGUCCAUGAAGAGUGAACGCUCUAUGGGCAGUCCUGCUAACUUUAAACAUGGACAACCUGCUGAUGGAGGGCAUCAGAGCGCAGACUGUGUGUCCAUGAAGAGUGAGCACUCCAUUUGCAGCCCUGAUAACAUGGACAACCUGCUGAUGGAGGACACAGCUUUUACUAUCGCCUACAUCGUGUACAGAUUUAAUGUGCAGCUACCACUCAGAUUCUUUGAGGAGAAAAUUGUCACUUUUGUGAAGGAAGAGCUGAAGAAGAUCCAGAAGGCUCUCAGUCCAGAAUAUCCUGGAUGCUCAGAGAGUCAGAGGGAGGAUGAGGAGGUGUUGGACGGUGAGGAUGAGGAGCAGAGGAAGAGCAGCAGAGAGGCGUUUCUGAACAUCACACUGAACUUCCUGAGGAGAAUGAAGCAUGCCGAGCUGGCUGAGCACCUGCAGAGCAGAACUGCACUGUGCCAGCAUAAACUGAAGUUCAACCUUAAGAAGAAGUUCCAGUGUGUGUUUGAAGGAAUCACUCAAGCAGGAAACCAAACCCUUCUGAAUCAGAUCUACACAGAGCUCUACAUCACAGAGGGAGGGACUGCAGAGGUCAAUAAUGAACAUGAGGUCAGACAGAUUGAAACAGCAUCCAGGAAACCAGACAGACCAGAAACAAGAAUCAGUCAAGAAGACAUAUUUAAAGGCUCACAUGGAAAGGAUGAACCGGUCAGAACAGUGCUGACAAAGGGAGUGGCUGGAAUUGGGAAAACAGUCUUAACACAGAAGUUCACUCUGGACUGGGCUGAAGACAAAACAAACCAGGACAUCCACUUCACAUUUCCAUUCACUUUCAGACAGUUGAAUGUGCUGAAAGAGAAAAAGUUCCGCUUGCUGGAACUUGUUGAUCACUUCUUUCCUGAAACCAAAGAAGCAGGAAUCUGCAGGUUUAAAGAGUUUCAUGUUGUGUUCAUCUUUGAUGGUCUCGAUGAAUGUCGACUUCCUCUGGACUUCCUCAGCUCUGAGAUCCUGACUGAUGUCACAGAGUCCACCUCAGUAGAUGUGCUGCUGACAAACCUCAUCAGGGGAAAACUGCUUCCCUCUGCUCGCCUCUGGAUAACCACAAGACCUGCAGCAGCCAAUCAGAUCCCUGCUGACUGUGUUGACAUGGUGACAGAGGUCAGAGGGUUCACUGACCCACAGAAGGAGGAGUACUUCAGGAAGAGAUUCAGAGAUGAAGAGCAGGCCAGCAGAAUCAUCUCCCACAUCAAGACAUCACGAAGCCUCCACAUCAUGUGCCACAUCCCAGUCUUCUGCUGGAUCUCUGCUACAGUUCUGGAUCUGUUUCAAAUCAGAGAGGGAGGAGAGCUGCCCAAGACCCUGACUGAGAUGUACAUCCACUUCCUCGUGGUUCAGACCAAAGUGAAGAACAUCAAGUAUUAUGGAGGAGCUGAGACAGAUCCACAGUGGAGUCCAGAGAGCAGGCAGAUGAUUGAGUCUCUGGGAAAACUGGCUUUUGAUCAGCUGCAGAAAGGAAACCUGAUCUUCUAUGACUCAGACCUGACAGAGUGUGACUUCGAUAUCAGAGCAGCCUCAGUGUAUUCAGGAGUGUUCACACAGGUCUUUAGAGAAGAGAGAGGACUGUACCAGGACAGGGUGUUCUGCUUCGUCCAUCUGAGUGUUCAGGAGUUUCUGGCUGCUCUUCAUGUCCAUCUGACCUUCAUCAAUUCUGGAGACAAUCUGAUGGCAGAUCAACAAAGAACCUCCCGGUUGUCGGAAGUGUUAGGGGGCAAGUCAACACGUUUCUACCAGAGUUCUGUGGACAAGGCCUUACAGAGUCCAAAUGGACACCUGGACUUGUUCCUCCGCUUCCUCCUGGGUCUUUCUCUGCAGACCAAUCAGAUUCUCCUCAGAGGCCUGCUGACACAGACAGGAAGUAACUCACAGACCAAAAAGAAAACAGUCCAGUACAUCCAGAACAAGAUCACUCUGGGCUUCAUCUUACUGUCAUCAGAAACACAUCUGGACGUGUUUGACCUGAAGAAAUACUCUGCUUCAGAGGAGGCUCUUCUGAGGCUGCUGCCAGUGGUCAAAGCCUCCAACAAAGCUCUACUGAAUGACUGUAACCUGUCAAAGAGAAGCAUUGAAGCUCUGUCCUCAGUCCUCAGCUCCCAGUCCUCCAGUCUGAGAGACCUGGACCUGAGUAACAACGACCUGCAGGAUUCAGGAGUGAAGAUGCUUUCAAUUGGACUGGGGAGUCAACACUGUACUCUGGAAACUCUCAGUCUGUCAGGCUGUAUGAUCAAAGAGGAUGGCUGUGCUUCUCUGGCCUCAGCUCUGAACUCCAACCCUUCCCAUCUGAAAGAACUGGACCUGAACUACAAUCAUCCAGGAAACUCAGGAGAGAAACGAUUACUUUGGCUACAUUUGCUGGGGAACAUGUCCGGCACUAAAGGGAACACUAAUACACGAGAGGCAUCGCGUAGAGCACGUCCCGAAGCAAAGAAGCCGCACUCGGCUAAUGAAGAGGCUAGCAUGGAUGAUGGCGACAGCAUGUCGUUCGAGGAAAAUGUGGCUAACACAGUUUCCAAAACUGUUAUUGAAAAGAUUGGCGCUCUUAUGGAGCAAAAGUUUACCGAGCUACAUUCUACUCUGGACAAACUAAGCAGCCGCGUCAAAGACAACACAAAACGGAUAACUGAGACUGAGAGCCGCAUCUCUGAUGGUGAGGACCGCACGACCACUUUAGAAAACAAGCUAGCUGAACUUGGACAAAGAGUGAAGAUGUUAACCGACCGAGCCGAGGACAGCGAGAAUAGGAGCCGCAGAGAUAAUAUACGGAUCCUCGGGCUCAAGGAAGGUGCAGAGGGGAAUCAGGCUGUUAAGUUUUUUGGGACCUGGCUUCCAGACAUAUUGGGGCUGGAUACCAAACGAGGCUCAGUUAAAAUUGAUCGGGCGCACAGAGCCUUAGGUCCGCCGAAGAAAAAUUAUAACCGACCUGUUAUUAUCAAGUUGCACAAUUUCAAUGACAAGCAACGGAUCCUGGCUGCUGUCCGAGAGAAAGGCGAAGUCACCUGCCAGGGUGACAAGAUUUACAUCCGUCAGGACCUAUCAGCCCAGGUGAGGGAAGCCCGGCGUCAGUUCAACGGAGUAUGUGAACGCCUCUUCCAGAAAGGAAUACGGUUCCAGAUGCGCUACCCGGCCAGUUUAUACUUCUUCUUCAACGGGGAGGAACGCUCCUUCAAAAGCCCACGGGAAGCGGAGGAUUUUCUGAGCAAGAACGAUGCAUGUGAACUAGAAGUAGACUUAAACACCAUCAGCAGAAAACUCAAACUUUCCGACAGCAGUAGGAAAGUAACAUGGGUGAGAGAUGAGCUGCCGUACCCUGAUCAUCCUGACAGAUUUAACUGGCCCCAGCUGCUGUGUAGAGAGGGUCUUACUGGGCGCUGUUACUGGGAGGUAGAGAAGAAGGGAUGGGUGGAUGUAGCAGUGACCUACAGAAGAGUCUGCAGGAGGAGAGCCUACAGAGACUCUGCAUUUGGAGUGAAUAAUCAGUCCUGGAGUCUGUUCUGCAGUGAUACUAGGUACUGUAUCAGUCACAAUGACAAAACAAUAUACUCCUCGUCCUCGUCCUCCCCUAUCUCGAACAGAGUAGCAGUGUACGUGGACUGGCCUGCUGGUCUUCUGUCCUUCUACAGUGUCUUCGCUGACAAACUGGUCCACCUCCACACCUUCAACACCACGUUCACUGAACCCGUGUAUCCUGGCUUUGGGUGUUCUUUGUCUGGUUCUGGUUUGAGGACACACAGAGGCUCAGUGUCUCUGUGUUCUCUGCAGGACUGAGUGUCCCCCCUGUGGACGGAAACCCUGACUGACUUCAGAUCACAUGUUGGUCUGGAUGGACCAGCAGACCAGGAGGUUCGGGGUUCACCUGUUCUCUGUCUGUAGUUUGUAGAAACUUACGGUGGUAACAUUUGUUCACUCUGAACUGUGAAACAGACCUCUCUCUCAUCUGAUUUCAUCAUCAACAUUUUAACACUAAAAUCACAUUGAUAUUUAGAAUCUCGGAGGAAUUGCCUGAAAAGUUCAUUGUUUUUAAUACGUUUCUGUCACACAGGUAGACACAAGAACGACUCAGACAGAUCAGUUCAGAGAAGCUUCACUAAGUUUAGGUCGGUGGUCAGAGAGGCAAAAAGGUGAAUAGGCAAAACUCAGAAUACAAAACAGACUUGAUUAUAUCUGGAUUAUUAUAAUGCUGUGCAGAGUAAAUGUAACUUUCUACUUUGCUACUGAUUUUAUAAUCUUUUUACCACAGAUUUUAAGUGCACAGUUUGUGCUCUCAGCUGUCAUGUUUAGGCUAGGUAACUCAUAGACACGCACCUGCAAGAACAACAUACACACACUCACAUUUUGUGUAUUACAAGCAUCGUGAACAGCAGUUAUUAGUAACUGGCCAAUAGAACUCGGUGUCAGUGCGUCUAUCUGUUGUAUGGGGGCAGGCUGAGCCCAAGAAGAAUUAAAUAUAAACUCACUCUGACCGAUUUCAUGCCAGAAUGGU